AUGUCCUGUUGCGAAAGUGAAAAUCUACUGCUCUUCUUAUUGGCCUCUUUGGAAUUGAUCAUUCCUCGUGGUUCUUUAACCGGGAGAAUUCCCUAUUGCCUUGCGAAUUCACUUGAAAUUCAUUGGAUACUUGUUUCAUCUUUUUUGAGAUUUCUAAGUGCUCGUAGAAGCUAUACGCAUGAAUCAGACACUCUGUUGAAUGUCUUCUUGGCCAUUGCGGUGGACAACUUGGCGAAUGCUCAAGAACUCACAGCUGUGGAGGAAGCAGAGAAGAAAAUCGCGGAGCAGUUUCCUUUCAAGCAUGUGCUCAACUUUCUCUCUCUCCACUCCACAGCUCCAACUCCAUCGGAGACAGACUGGCAAGGUACUACGAAGACGGUGAGUUCGGCGUGUCUUCGAUGGAAAUUCUUGCGUGUAAUAUGGACAGGCGUGAGCCUUCUUUAA
This is a messenger RNA of Rodentolepis nana, 444 nucleotides long. The record is from the annotation of a GenBank genome assembly. NCBI's taxonomy places the organism in Eukaryota, Metazoa, Platyhelminthes, Cestoda, Cyclophyllidea, Hymenolepididae.